This is a messenger RNA of Solea solea (common sole), 3259 nucleotides long. RefSeq lists its product as uncharacterized. The coding region runs from base 458 to 1192 and encodes 244 amino acids. The record is from RefSeq and is a predicted model, not a curated record. NCBI's taxonomy places the organism in Eukaryota, Metazoa, Chordata, Actinopteri, Pleuronectiformes, Soleidae. The transcript has 3 exons.
GCAGGUGUGUCAUUUUCACCAUCGCCGCAGGUGGCAGCUUGUGAGGACCCCACUUCUAUAGAGUCACAGAUUAUUCGCUCCUUCAUCCAACAUUCAGAUUAACCCGUUUUUAAGGUCGGGGAGGAUAAAGCUGAUCCGCUCUCUGCUGCGUUUCUUUCCUUUAUGACACUAUACGAUCUUACACUCUGACACUGUGUGUGUUUAUUUCACUUUUGGAGAUGACUGGACGCACGGGAUUUCUCCUUUACUCGUGCGUAAAAGCCGCGCAUCUCGCUGUGUACGUACGCUUGGAGGAGGCGAUGUAACUUCGCGGAGGCAUUAAUGAUCUUCUGUCGGACACAGGCUGUGGCUUCCCGGGAAACCUGUUGGAUUACAAACGGAAAACACGUCGAAUGUUUAUCACGGAACGGGAGUUUGGAGAGUCUGCUGUGUUCGAAGCAGGUGCGUCUUUGGGUGGAUGUGUUGCGCUCCUGUGAUUGCAGAUUCGCUCCCCUCUGCAGUGAUUCCGCGGCCAAAACAAAAAAUGUUUUCAUGCAACACCAGUGCCAUAAAGGACUGGAGCUAUUUUCUGUCUCAGAUUUUGCCUCUGAUGAAUAAAACAACGGGCUUGGUCAGCAUCGACAACGCGGAGGCGGUGACGACCACGAUGGUCACAGCUCUGCAGCCGGACAGCGCCUUGAGCUCCAGUAACCCGCCGCUCAACUCCAACCAUACCUCGGGCAUGGAGCACGUCUUCCAGUACUCUUACUCCGAGAGUGACCUGCUGUUCACCGACUACCGGACACCGGAGCGGGACUCUAUGCCGCUGCCCAAAGCCGUUCUCUACCUGGUCAUGGCGGCGCUGGUGGUGGUGGCGGUGGCGUAUGCGAUAGUUGGACACCUGGUCAAAGAUGUGGUUAAUGACUUUGUUGUCGGUGGAGGCAGGUCGAUCGUUGCAGAGGGCGACGGCGGUGAAACCAGUGAACCAGACUGGCUACGUGGCUCUCGUCGAUUUACCAACCUCAACAAGUCCGAGCUCAACUGCGUCGCCAACAGCAGGAGCGAGCUGGGCGAGAGGCCGCGGCUGGUGGAGAUGAGCUUCAUUUCCCUGAACCACGCUAACUGUCUGAGCGCCAAGAGAGCGGAGGACAUAGUGGUGACCAUAGACGAGACUUUGCCACAGCGACCGCCAGACACUCACUCUGGGACGUAACUGUGACCACUUUGCCCAUCGCACGAGAGGUAAAAACAACGCAGCAUAUUGGCUUGCAUUUCAAGUGGAUUUAAAAGUCUGUCACGGACCGAAGCUCUGUCCACUGUUUCAUCAGCUGCAGGUGUUGGGCCUGAAGGGACUUUAAACUGUGAACCUGUGCUGGAAAACUGGACCUGUUUCCACUGUAAUGACUGUAAAGGAAAAUUGUAGCUUUCCUGGAGGGAAAAGUCAGAAAUUGGACAAAUUAGUUUAAGUGUUUUUGAUUUUAUUUUUUGUCCUCAUUACAUUGAUCCUUUUUUUCCACACACACUGAAUUUAAAUGUGAAAAUAGCUCUCUGUUAAUGAAACACAUGCAGGUCACUUAGUACACUUAAUCACUGUUUAUACAAUCAGGGUUGGGACUGAUGAGAUGUCAUCAGUGACUGAAUCUAAUUUACAUGACGUUAUGUCUUAUUAAUAAGAUAAUCGAAUAUAAUUGCUUUUGGAUUACCAUUAAUUUUCUCUUUUGAAGUACCUCAUAACAUUUUCACUAAAAAGGCAUUUUUGCAGACUAAGCAUUUGUGCGUUAGCCAAUGAGCUGAGUCAACGCUUCCAUUAUCAGCCAUGGUCUAAUACUGUGGCUGCAUAAUUACUCACCAAAAUAAUCAAAACCGCACUAUGACCAAGUGCAAUAUCUAAAUACAGAGUUCAGUUUAUGUCAAAACGGCAAUAGGAUGAAAUUCUGCCCCCUAAAAUGUGCUUUUUAGAUAAUAAAAUAUGUUUUUGUUUGUUGACUGACUCCAAAAAAAGAACUAAACCUGAUGUUCUUGACAGUUAAGAUGCAAAAAUUAGAAUAAGGAAUGAUAUCACAAUUGCAAAAUCGGUCAAAAAUAAUCACCAUCUGAUCUUUUGGACUAUAUCGUGCAGCUCUACACUUUAAAUAACUGUCACAUAUUCAAAAUAAUUAUAAAUAAUGUAUUCCUUGGCAAUGUAAGUAUGAUCUAUAUGGUUACUUCUUAUUUGUAAUCUGAUUAGGUAAUCCCUACAUCAUCUAACCCUGUGUACAGCACACGUCGAUCUACACUUACUGUAAAACACACCUCACGUUCACAAAUGCACAAUUAUAUGAUAAACGUCAGUAUCAAGCACCUCGGACGACACAGGACAUAUAAACACUUUUUUGUCUUGUUUGUGUGUGUAUUGAAACAAAAGCAAAAAAAUGAAUAAAAAUUCACAAUAAGUGUUUUGUAGUUUCAUAUUAUUAGCUUGACGUGAGCAAGUGCUAAAUCACCUGACCGCAAAAAGCCAUGGAGAGAGAGAGAAAACAAAAACUUCCCCAAACUGAGUCAUUGAUAUUAGAAGUUUAUGAUUUUUAGGUGUUAAAGCUGCACGUUGUGGUUUAUUGUGAAAACAGCUUUUCAUCGAAGGCCAUGGUUCUCAAACUGUGGUACAUGUACCACCAGAGAAUGCUCGUGUAUCUGUUCUAUUGUAUAUACCAGGGUUUGUGACCAGAGUGAGAAAAAAAUGAAACAAAUAAGUAAAUAAUAAUAAUAAUAAAUUACAUUAUAAUAACUAGUACAAAUUGGCAUUUACGUAGGGUGCAAAUUGCCAACAUUCAACUCAGGCCCUAACUAGAGUCUCUAGAGAAAUAUACAUAUAUACUUCACACUAGAGUGUGAAGUAUAUGAGGAAGAGGAGGAUGAUGAGAGAGCAAAAUAUCUUAUUGGGAAUAAAUCUGCCUGAAAAGUCCGCUGACUUUGCUCGACCUAUUUACAUGACUGUAUUUUAACGUUGUUACUUCAAGAGCUUGAUAUUUCCUCAGGUGGUAGAUGGUAUGAAAAGUUUGAGAACCACUGGUUUAAGCCUUUUUGUUUACCUUUAUUACCUCACUGUUAAGGGCUACGUGAAGCUGCUGCUGAGUCUGUAACACCAGUCGAAUGCUACGACCAAUGAGGCUUUUAUUAUUUAUUUUCUUUGCAUGCUGGGAUUUAAAAGAUACACCCAUGGUUACUGAAAACUGUGUGUGUGUGUGUGGGAGGAGCAAAAUGAGACAGGGGAAUAAUGAGUUUAAAAGUUUGUUCCUGGACA